AAUUCUUUAGCUAUGAACAUAGACAAAGUAAUACAGUUCACGUAUUACUUUGCAAUCCUCAUCAUAUCAGUGACAUUAAACACUUUUGCUUGCUAUGUCGUUGUUUUCAAAGAAAAAAAUAAAGAUUUCUCUCAAAUGUUUAUUUUUAGCAUUUCAGUAUCUAGCUUAAUACAGGCAGUAUUUGAAUAUAUUCCUCAACUUUCUCAGUCGUUUUCAAAAUCUUUUGUUAAGAAUAAAGCAGUUUGCCAUGCGAGUGGUUUUUUGUUAUGUUGGUUUGUCGUUAACAAUAUAUCACAUAUGACUGUUAUAUCUUUAAUCAGAGCAGUUGCGAUAAAAUUUCCUAUCUUUUAUUUCAACUACUUAAAAUGUAAUACUUUUCGAAUUGUGUUGCUUUGUUACUGUUAUUUAUUUGGAUUUAUUUGGAUGGUGUUACCAUUAAUUGGAUGGUCAAAAUAUGAACUCGAUCUUGAUGAAAAACGGUGUUCUUUAGAUUGGAAAUUGACAAAAUCAGACUCACUAUCUUAUAUAGUAUCGGUUCUUAUAUUUUGUUAUUUUGUCCCAGGAGCAUUUAUAUCGUUUGCAUUACAACUUGGAUCAAGAGCUACAGUAAAACGAAAAAGUUUUGAACAUCAUCGUAGGCAAAGUCAAUCAAGUUUGUUAGACAGCAAUCUAUUUAAAAUAUGUUUGGUAUCGGGAAUUAUAUUUUUUUUUUUAUGGACACCUUAUGCCGUAUUCGGUUCAUUAGCUUUGCUAAAAGUGAAACUUCCAAAAGUUUUGGUUACCAUAGCUGCAAAAGUUGGGGAACUUUCAACGUUGUCUAAUGUUGUUGUAAACUGUUGCAUAAACAAAUCUUUUAAAAAUCACAUGUGCAAGAUUCCUUUGUUUCAUUGGUGUUUAACUUUUCGACCAAUAAGAUCGAAAGUUAAUUUUGUUACUGAGUUGCGAAACUGCAAAGAACAAAAAAUAACAUAGUUUUUUUUUUUUAAUUAUAUUCAAUAUAAAUUAAACUGCUACUUGUUUAGUAGCGUUUUAGUAGUUGUUAGUAGUUGUUGAUUUUAUUAUUGUUAUUACUAUUAUUUUUACUAUUAUUAUUGUUUCUUUUAUAUUCAAAAUUUAAGAAACAAAUGACUCGUAGGUUCGUAUUUUCCAUUAAAAACCGCCAUUAACAUAUUUAUACUCGUGUACAUCAGGGGUUAUCAAACUUUAAGAAAGUUCUAAACUGCUUUUGCCAAAUUGUAAUUUUGCAUAAUAAAUAUAUUUACGUU
Molecule: messenger RNA, 1265 nt
Organism: Hydra vulgaris (swiftwater hydra)
Lineage: Eukaryota; Metazoa; Cnidaria; Hydrozoa; Anthoathecata; Hydridae
Product: rhodopsin, G0-coupled
Biological process (GO): G protein-coupled receptor signaling pathway; cellular response to light stimulus; phototransduction
Cellular component (GO): plasma membrane
Molecular function (GO): G protein-coupled photoreceptor activity
Source: RefSeq, a predicted model, not a curated record